ACGGAAAGCCCAUGCUCCGCCAGGGAGACACAGGAGACUGGAUCGGGACGUUUCUCGGACACAAAGGCGCCGUCUGGGGCGCCACUUUGAAUCAGGACGCCACGAAAGCAGCUACCGCAGCGGCAGAUUUCACAGCCAAAUUGUGGGAUGCCAUUUCAGGAGACGAGCUGCUCACUUUGGCUCACAAGCACAUUGUCAAAUCUGUGGACUUCACUCAGGACAGCAAUUACCUGUUGACAGGGGGGCAAGACAAGCUGUUGCGUAUCUAUGACUUAAACAAGCCAGAGGCGGACCCUGAAGUGGUGAGUGGCCACACGUCUGGUAUUAAGAAGGCUCUGUGGAGUAGUGACGACAGCCAGAUCCUUUCAGCUGAUGAUAAAACUGUCAGACUCUGGGACCGAAGUACAUAUACUGAAGUGAAGGCCAUCAACGUGGCCAUGUCUGUGAGCAGCAUGGAGUACAUCCCGGAAGGGGAGAUCUUGGUGAUCACCUACGGAAGGACCAUCGCCUUUCACAGUGCAGAAACCCUGGAGCAGAUUAAAUCAUUUGAAGCGCCUGCAACAAUCAAUUCUGCAUCGCUUCACCCUGAGAAAGAGCAGCAUUGGGAAGUUGCCCAGCAGGAAGACGAAGGCGGAGAGCUGGUGAAACCAAAGGUCAGCCUUCCGGGAACUGCGGAAGAAGAACUAGAAGAGCUCGGCUCUGAAAAUUCAGACACCAUCUACAGCACGACCCCCGAAGUCAAGGCCUGAGGUUCGCGGCUGCCGACUGCAACACACGGACAUUUUGAGACGAAAAUCAAGAAAGCAACGGCAUGCAGCGGCCUCCCUGGGUGCACACUGUACCCAAGGCAGAGAUGGGCAGUCAUUGACGAGAACGCAUCGGAGCUGGUUGACUUUGAAGAGAGCGGGGCGAGUCGGACGGCAGCGGGUUUUGCCGUCUUCCGGCAACCGCUGCCUUUUGGGUUUUUUUUCUGAAUGUGAUACAGCGGCAGCGAUUCCAGUUCCUCCAACUUCAGUUAUAACUCAUUGUAGCGUUUAUUAUCGAGGAGAAAAUGUAACGGCAGAGUGUGUGAAAUGGGGGAAGAGUCGGCAGAAGAUGGGGGUUGUAUCGUUUUAAAAAAACUGAUCUGGGGUUUUGUUUUGGGUUUCAUUUGUUGUAUGUUGCUUCUGUUUCCAACAGUCUAAAUAAAACGCCUGUCACAGCCACCAGAACCCUAUGGAGGCUUAGACAAGGAAGAAGUUAGACCAUCUGUUUCCAAACAGGCCAGUGUAGUGCAUUCGAGCUGUUAUUCAAAGGAGGGGAGCGAAGGGUGACCUGUGGUUCUGCACAGUAGGUGGUUGCGUGCCCUGCUGUUUGAGGCUUGUAUUCUCCCACCCCUCCUUCUUUCAGUAAAUUUUUCUAUUCAAAAAGUUUCUCUCUUAGCAGUAACACAUGGGAAGAUGCAUGUAUCAUAACUGCCGUGAUUAAACAUAAUACC
Molecule: messenger RNA, 1477 nt
Organism: Gekko japonicus
Lineage: Eukaryota; Metazoa; Chordata; Lepidosauria; Squamata; Gekkonidae
Gene: STRAP
Product: serine/threonine kinase receptor associated protein
Exons: 9
Biological process (GO): spliceosomal snRNP assembly
Cellular component (GO): SMN complex
Molecular function (GO): protein binding; RNA binding
Source: RefSeq, a predicted model, not a curated record